Molecule: messenger RNA, 3961 nt
Organism: Neolamprologus brichardi
Lineage: Eukaryota; Metazoa; Chordata; Actinopteri; Cichliformes; Cichlidae
Source: RefSeq, a predicted model, not a curated record
UAGAUUUACACAGUUGGAGGAAAAGCACCGUGGCUGAAAACUUGGAAAAAUGGGGAAAGUAGCAGGCGUUAAGACUUUAUCCGCGCAUCCGCUGGCGAGAUAAGGAACCACAGAGAUGUAUCUGCAUGUUUCACCCACGGAGCGGAUUUCACGCUGACAAUAAUGUCGAAGGAGGAAAAAACGCAGAUUUCCUCGCAAUUCCAUUGAAAGUAACUUUACUCAUGGAGAGAGGAGCAAGUCAGGAGUCAUGAGCACAGGUGUAAAGAAGCCUCCAUUAGCUCCCAAACCUAAACUCCCCGUCACUACCAAACCUUCACCCCCACCCGUCGCUCCCAAACCGGGACUCAUUUGUCAGCCUUUGGCGGCCUCCCAGCCCUCCCCUUCCACUCUGAAGAGGGCAAAACCGGCUGUUGCCCCCAAACCAUGCAUCCCCAAAUACUCUGUUGCCUCUUCUCCCCCGGUUUCACCCCCGCCGCCACCCAAGCCUGCUGAACUGCUUAUUCCAUCUCAGGAACAGCAGGAGGCUUUUGAUGAUGGCCUCAAUCUUCUCAACUCCAAAAACGGGAUAUUAUCUGAGGCUACCAGACGUGAAUCGGAUUACAUCAUUCCCACCUGCUCCUGUGGGCUCCGGGACUGUGCACAGUGUCAGCCCCUGGAAAAUGGGAGCACAUCUGAGGCUGGGGGACAUUCACACAAAGAGCUGUUAGAAAAUGGCGUUUCCAAAGAGGGGUUCGUGGGGUCAAAGCCACGAAAGGGUGGAGAAAAUCAAGAGGAAGAUAAGGGUGAAAGUGUGCAGAUUAGCAAAAAGCCCAGGGGUAAACCUCAGAGACAGAAACACCUUGAUAGGGGACCGGUAAGCAAGGAGGUACAGAGGACUAAGGAGCAGGAAGUAACUUUAAAAAAUCAGGAAAGCCCUGCUGCUGAGCUCGAUGUCUCUAAAGUAUCGACGGAGGCCCAAAACACACACUUGAAGUCAGCCUGUGAUGUCAUAGGUGGCAUCAUUGUCUUCUCAAGCAUCUCUCCUCUUGAAUCGCCUACAGAGUACUCUGAAAGCAGCAACACUGUCAGCAGAGUGUCUCCUACCCGGUCACACCCUGAUCUGCAGGUCCCCGCUGCUCCUAGCAAGCCUCUCCCAGUCCCUCAGCCUCGUAAACUUAAAAAGCCGGUCUUGGUGAGGCAGGAUGGUCUGGAGGGUGGUGCUCAGGAGCAGUUUGUGGAGGAGCAGAAACAAAGGACUGAGAUGAAGGAAGCUGAGGGGAAACUAGCUGCUCUGUCUCUCAGUACAGAGAGCGAGGAGCUCAAACCGGACGCGUGUGAUGACAGUUCACCCCCAAAAGACUCAGGUUUAGGAGACGAUGAGGCUGACGCGCCUGUCCCGCCUCCUCGGCAAACCUCUCUGUCACCUCAUCUCCACAGGUCAGUCCGCAUAAACCCCAAUCUUAACAAAAACAACUCCCACUCCUUAGACCUUCUCUCACAGCCCGACUCUGUGAGCCACAGUAAAGAGGGCGAGGCGCGCCGGGCCGAGGAAGAUGAGGAGGAUGGGUACGGCGACUUUGAGCGGUACCCCAUCAGUCAUAGCCUCCCUAAACAGAUCAAACUCAGCUGUCACCCUCCUCUGGCGAACGACAGGAAAGCCUUCUCCGCUGAGGAGGAACAGUCGCCGAGGGCACCACCAAGAAAACCGCAGAGACACAGCCUGCCCGCACCUCCUCCACCCUCCAUCUGCCCUCCUGCACCUCCACAUGCUAACACCCCAAUGAGGGAGCUGCCCGCUCCUCCUCAGGAGAAAACAAGCUGGCGCUUCUCGCGACCCUACGUGACCUUCUUCAGCCGACAGAUCCCCACCAGGAGCAGCGUGCCGCCUAAGAGUCGAGCCCCGGUGCUGGGGGGCAAGCAGAGGGCGCAGUCUUUCUCUGCAGCUGACCUGGCAACCCGGGCCAACUCUCCAAAGAGGAGCCUCUCUUUCCGGAAGCUGCUGGAACUCCGGCUGUCAGUGAAGAUGCUGCCAAAGCUGCUUGCCAAGGGAGGGCAGUCCCUGGACUGCACCAGCGUCGAGUCAAACCGGGGGAAGAGGAGCCUGGAGAGGCCCAGUAGCUGCGGAGGGGAGGCUGAUAUUUGCGGAGAAGGCAUAGAAGGCUCGGUGGAGUAUGAGAACGUCCCGCUCUAUGAGGAAAUCCCGGAAUACAUGAAUCUGCCGUUUCACAGUGCCAGGCUGGGCUGGCCUCAUGACCCAGAUGCAGCUGAUGCAGACAUCUACGAGGUGCAGGAUCCAUACCACAGAUGUCAGGAACAUGAGUAUGAGAGCGGCUGCCUCAUCCAGGACGUCCACUCUGAGGAGGAGGAGAUCCACAGCUCAGAUGACGAGGACAACAGCUCCACCUCUAGCAAGGAGCACUUGGACGAGGCAGACAGACAGCAAGAGGACGAGAUGAAGAGGAAGAAGGUGGUGCACAUUGCCCAGGAGAUCAUGAGCUCGGAGAAAGUGUUUGUGGAUGUCCUGAAGCUUCUGCACAUAGAUUUUCGGGAUGCCGUUGCCAAGGCAACCCGUCAGAAUGGGAAGCCGGUGGUAGAUGAGCGGAUCCUCUGUCAGAUCCUGUACUACCUGCCUCAGCUGUACCAGCUCAACAAAGACCUGCUGAGAGAGCUGGAGGAGAGAGUGGCACACUGGAGCGACCAUCAGAGGCUGUCAGACAUUUUCGUACAGAAAGGUCCUUACCUGAAGAUGUACUCCACCUACAUCCGCCAGUUUGACAACAACGUGGCUCUGCUGGACGAGCAGUGCAGGAAGAACCCCGCGUUUGCAGCCGUUGUCCGAGAGUUUGAGAUGAGCCCAAGGUGUGCCAGCUUGGCUCUGAAACACUACCUGCUGAAACCAGUGCAGAGGAUCCCUCAGUACCAGCUGUUGCUCACAGAUUACCUGAAGAACCUUCCAGAGGACUCUGAAGAUUACAAAGACACACAAGCCGCCCUCAGUAUCGUGAAGGAGGUGGCCAACCAUGCGAAUGACAUCAUGAAGCAAGGGGAUAACUUUCAGAAGCUGAUGCAGAUUCAGUACAGCCUCACUGGGCACCAUGAGAUCGUUCAGCCGGGCAGGGUGUUUCUGAAGGAGGGCACGCUGAUGAAGCUGUCCAGGAAAGUCAUGCAGCCACGGAUGUUCUUCCUGUUUAAUGAUGCGCUCAUGUACACCACUCCAGUCCAGUCUGCCCAGUAUAAACUCAACAGUGUCCUUUCUCUGGCUGGGAUGAAGGUGAGUAAGCCCAGCCAGGAGGCCUAUCAGAACGAGCUGAACAUCGAGAGCGUUGAACGCUCUUUCAUCCUGUCAGCGAGCUCAGCUACCGAGAAAGAUGAGUGGCUCGAGGCCAUCGCCAAGGCCAUAGACGACUACACAAAGAAGAAAAUCACCUUCAUAUCGAGCCGAAGUCAGGAGGAGUCCGAGGGGGUCGUUGAUAGCGGUGCCCCGUUAGGCUCAAAGGCUCCCAUCUGGAUCCCAGACCUGAGGGCCACCAUGUGUAUGAUCUGCACCUGCGAGUUCACCCUCACUUGGAGGAGGCACCAUUGUCGCGCCUGUGGAAAGGUGGUGUGCCAGGCGUGCUCUGCCAACAAAUACUACCUGGAGUACUUAAAGAACCAACCAGCUCGUGUGUGUGAUCACUGCUUUGCAAAGCUACAGGAGAACAGUGACCGCUGUGCUUCAACAUCAAUUUCUCCCAUCAAAUCUGGAGCUUUCUCCUUCACCAGGAAACAGAAGAAGAUUCCUGCUGCACUGAAAGAGGUGUCUGCCAACACUGAGAAUUCCUCCAUGAGUGGCUACCUAAACAGGUCAAAAGGCAACAAGAAGCAGUGGAAGAGGCUGUGGUUUGUCAUUAAGAAUAAAGUCCUGUACACCUACGCUGCCAGCGAGAAAGUGACACUUAGAUGGAUCGAAGCCUUCCAGGAGGCAAUGAUUCUCGAGCAGUAA